UAUCACAAUUUAGAAAGUAUAUGUUAAAAAAAGAACCUUUUGAUAUGAAUUAUGAUCUUCAAAGAGAUACUCCUAUGAUUUGGUGGCAAACAUAUCCAAGUAGAAUUGAAAAAAUGGCAAGAAUUCAUUCAUAUUAUAUUUCAAAUGUUAAAAAACAUUUAACUUAUUUUGGACAAGAUUUAUCAGAUGAAGAAAUUGAACACUAUCUUUUCAAUUAUAUUAAUAGUGUUGAUAGUGAUGAUGAGGAAAGAAUUUUUGAAGAAAUUUUAUUAGAAAAUGAAUCAGAUGAUGAAUUGGAUAGUGAAUUAUUACAAAAUACUCAAAAUACUGGUGAAUUAAUAAGUGAAGAAGAAUUAAAUACUGUAUUGAAAUUAAAUGUAGAAGUAUAUGUAGAAAUUUCAGAUGAAAGUUUUACUAAUAAUAGGUCAUUAUAUUGUGAUGAAAGUAAUAUAACAAAUAAUACAGAAAAUACAAUGGAAUCUUUUAUAAGUAAUGAAGAAUAUAAUGUAAAUGAAUUAGUAGAUAAUUUAUUAGAUUCUAAUUCUGAUUAA
Molecule: messenger RNA, 551 nt
Organism: Diversispora eburnea
Lineage: Eukaryota; Fungi; Glomeromycota; Glomeromycetes; Diversisporales; Diversisporaceae
Source: the annotation of a GenBank genome assembly